AUGUCUUUACCAACAGAAGCUACUCAAGUAAUUUUUGAAAGAUUACCAGAAGGUGAUGGUGAAAUCAUCACAGAUACAUCAAAACCCGAUUCUACAUUCAGUGUAAAAACCGUCAAAUUAAAUGAGAAUUUGAAAAAUGGUGAGUUAUUAAUCAAGACUUUGCUAUUAUCUAAUGAUCCAACACAAAGAACUUGGUUAAGAAAACAAGGAAAUAAUGCAAGAAGCUACAUUCCGCCAGUUUAUGAAGGAAAUGUUAUGGAAUCUUUUGGAUUGGGUGAAGUUUUAAAGUCAACAUCUGAAAAAUAUUCAAAAGGAGAUAUUGUUAGUGGUCGUAUUGAUUGGGCUGAUUUCGCAAUAAUACCAGAGGCUAAAAUACUUAAUAAAAUUGAUACGAAAUCAGGUUUACCAUUAUCUUAUUACUUGUCUGUAUUGGGAAUGACUUCAUUAACUGCAUUUUUUGGCCUUACUGAAGCAGGCCAAUUGGGUAAAUAUUUAAAGGAGAAACCAGAAAAGGGGAAAGGUCCAAUUGUAUGUGUUUCAGCUGCUUCAGGAGCAGUUGGAUCAACUGUUGUUCAAAUUUCUAAACAUUUAUUAGGGGCAUCAAAAGUUAUUGGUUUAGCUGGAUCAGAAGAAAAAUGUAAAUGGGUAGAAAGACUAGGUGCUGACUUAUGUGUUAAUUAUAAAGAUUCUGAUUAUCAAGAUAAAAUUAACAACUUUUUGGGUGACUCGUAUGUGGAUGUCUAUUAUGAUAACGUAGGGGGUCAAAUUUUGUCCUUUCUCUUAACCAAGAUGAAAGAAUUUGGUAGAGUGGCAGCAUGUGGAGCAAUUUCAGGAUAUAAUGAUCCAAAAGAAUCAUAUGUUACCACAUGGUUUGACAUUGUUGCCCAAUGUAUUACUGUUGAAGGAUUUUUGGUUUUUAAAUAUAAAGAGAAAUUCCCAGAAGCUAUAAAAAUUUUAAGUGAUGCAAUUAAAGAAAAGAAGAUAGAUGUUGAUGAUUCAAUUCAUAUCGAGAAAUUGAAGGGUGAUUCACCUGAGCAAAAGUUAUCAGAAAUUCCAAAAAUUUGGAAUUUGUUGUUUAAUGGUAACAAACCAAACGGUAAGUUGUUAAUCGAAGUAGCUUAG
Messenger RNA from Lodderomyces pseudojiufengensis, 1122 nucleotides. RefSeq lists its product as uncharacterized. The record is from RefSeq and is a predicted model, not a curated record. NCBI's taxonomy places the organism in Eukaryota, Fungi, Ascomycota, Pichiomycetes, Serinales, Debaryomycetaceae. The coding region runs from base 1 to 1122 and encodes 373 amino acids. Gene Ontology annotation, molecular function: oxidoreductase activity, acting on the CH-CH group of donors, NAD or NADP as acceptor. The transcript has a single exon.